AUGGUGAACGAUGUGUCGAGCAUCAGCAGAAAAGAGCCACCAAUAGUGGAAGGUGGAGACGACCAGCAGGAAGAUAUGAUGCUACCACCACAUACUACAACUACCACAGAAUACCACCGACACCACCGGGCCACCGUUGCGCCGCCGGAGUCGCCGGAAAAUCGGCUGGAAAAAGCCCCAGCAGCUUGCUCUGUUUUCCGCCGGGCUGCUGCUGUUUCUGCUUCUCUGUCCUGUUCGGCCUUCCUCAGCCCAGCUCCGCCUUUCCCCGACCUCCACAGACUUCCUCCGACGCCGUCCAGCCACCACCAGGUCGAGUCGCAGCCGUGCCUCGCCGGAACAGCCACGAACAGCCGGUUCUGUCAGUGCCUACUCUGUUUUUCGCUGUUCUGCCCUGCACCGCCUGGAGCUGCUGCCGCUGCUGUUCCGCAGCCUUCUCCAGCCACCUCCGGCCACCAAACACUCCCCAAAACCCCCUCAAACUUUUUCCACCAGCCCCGCAACCUCCCGUCGCCGCCGGAGCCCCGAAACAGUCCCCAACCGCUUCCCCUGUUUCUGCUCCCCUGUACCCGCGAAAACUGCCUGCUGCAGCUUCUGUUGGCUGCUGCCGGCACUAGCUCCGGCCACCGAGUGCCACCACCGACCACCAUCACCCUUCCCCGACCUCCUCGGACAUCCACCGUCGACCCCGGAGCCAACCACCACCCUCCAAUCCACGAAACAGCCCCGGAUCCCCCUCAAUUUCCCCUGUUUUUGGUCUGGGCAGCUCCAUUUGGGCCUGAACAGUGUGCCUACGAGCUGGGCCGUGGCCCAAACCGACUUGGGCCGUGA
Molecule: messenger RNA, 828 nt
Organism: Rhodamnia argentea
Lineage: Eukaryota; Viridiplantae; Streptophyta; Magnoliopsida; Myrtales; Myrtaceae
Product: extensin-like
Exons: 2
Coding region: 1-828 (275 amino acids)
Source: RefSeq, a predicted model, not a curated record